Hyla sarda is the source of this 646-nucleotide messenger RNA. RefSeq names its product regenerating islet-derived protein 4-like. Gene Ontology annotation, molecular function: signaling receptor activity. The record is from RefSeq and is a predicted model, not a curated record. Bases 1 to 558 code for a protein of 185 amino acids. NCBI's taxonomy places the organism in Eukaryota, Metazoa, Chordata, Amphibia, Anura, Hylidae. The transcript is spliced from 6 exons.
AUGAAGGGCAAGAUUAAGAAAAGGGCAAGAACUAUUAGGCUGAGCCACCUUUUAGGGACUAUCUCCAGGAGAUACAGGAUGUCAUCUUCAUUGGCCAUUGCCCUUCUGGGCUGUUUGAUCCUUGGGGUGUCAUUCUCAGAAGGGGCACCUCGUUCUUCAUGUCCACCUGGAUGGUUUUUCUACAAAUCUCAUUGUUAUGGAUAUUUCCGGUUCAGAUUGCCCUGGUCUGAAGCUGAGUUCGAAUGUGUCAGUUAUGGACACGGUGCACAUUUGGCUUCAGUCAUAGAUGACUCCGAAGCAUCUAUUAUUGCCAGUCAUGUGGCUGCUUACUCCCCAAAUGUAGAUAUCUGGAUUGGACUUCAUGACCCUGAACAGAAUCGUCGCUGGAAAUGGAAUGAUGGCUCAAUGUAUAAUUAUCGUGCUUGGAAGAAUGGAGAGCCCAACAAUUUGAAUAACGUUGAGAACUGUGGGGAGCUGGCCAUAGAAACAAAGUACAGGCAGUGGAAUGAUGCUCCGUGUACAGAACAAAACCACUUUGUGUGCAAAUACAAACCGUAAGAACAUGAUCAUACUCUGGGAAAUGCCAUAAGGCGGGUCACAAUAUGAACCGUUUUACUGUGCGCUUAAAAUCUGAAUAAAAUAUUUU